This is a messenger RNA of Eptesicus fuscus (big brown bat), 345 nucleotides long. Its product is annotated as small nuclear ribonucleoprotein Sm D2-like. Gene Ontology annotation, cellular component: catalytic step 2 spliceosome; U5 snRNP; U1 snRNP. Lineage: Eukaryota; Metazoa; Chordata; Mammalia; Chiroptera; Vespertilionidae. The record is from RefSeq and is a predicted model, not a curated record. Gene Ontology annotation, biological process: RNA splicing; spliceosomal snRNP assembly.
AUGAGUCUUCUCAACAAGCCCAAGAGUGAGAUGACCAUGGAGGAGCUGCAGAAGUGGGAGGAGGAAGAGUUCAACACGAGCCCACUCUCCGUGCUUACAUAGUGUAAGAACAACACCCUGGUGCUCAUCAACUGUGGUAACAAGAGGCUCCUGGGCCAUGUGAAGGCUUUUGACAGGCAUUGCAACAUGGAGAAUGUGAAGCAGCUGUGGAAUGAGGUCCCCAACAGAGUCAAGUGCAAGAAAAGGUCCAAGUCAGUCAACAAGAACAGCUACAUCUCCAAGUUGUUCCUGAGCAGGGAUUUGGUCAUUGUGGUCCUACAGAACCCUCUCAGCUAUGGCAAGUAG